AUGGGAAAAAGGCUUCGACACAUGCUGAUUUUCCUUCUCAUUAUCCUGAAGGAACUCAACGUGCCAGAAGCUUUCUGCGACAAGUCAAUUCGGCCUGGUAUAUUCGCAAAUCUACCGGAGUUACAAUCUUUACAUCUGGACGAAAACCAGAUAACAAUGAUACAGCCUGGUACAUUUAAAAACUUACCCCAGCUACGAUUGUUGUGUCUGCAAGAAAACCAGAUAGGAAAUCUUCAGUCAGGUGCAUUUAGAAACCUACCCAAGCUACAAUCUUUACAUCUGGACGAAAACCAGAUAACAAUGUUACAAGCUGGUACAUUUGGCAAUAUACCCAAGUUACAGUCUUUAAGCCUGGAGGAAAACCGUAUCACAAUGAUACAGCCUGGUGCAUUUGGUAACCUACCCCAGCUACGUAAGUUAUAUCUGUACGAAAACCAGAUAACAAUAAUUCGGCCUGGUACAUUUGCAAAUCUACCACAGCUGCAAGAUUUGCACCUUGACGACAACCAGAUAACUACGAUCCACCCUGGUGCAUUUGCAAAUCUGCCCCUAUUUAAACGUUUGAAACUUCAGAACAACAAGCUGUCGACCUUUCCAUUGUCAGCUCUCAGCCCGUUCCUACCUAUUAUUACCAUCAAACUUGACCAGGAACCCCUGGCAGUGUGA
Branchiostoma belcheri (Belcher's lancelet) is the source of this 666-nucleotide messenger RNA. RefSeq names its product leucine-rich repeat-containing protein 15-like. The coding region runs from base 1 to 666 and encodes 221 amino acids. Gene Ontology annotation, molecular function: protein binding. The record is from RefSeq and is a predicted model, not a curated record. Gene Ontology annotation, cellular component: plasma membrane. The transcript has 2 exons. NCBI's taxonomy places the organism in Eukaryota, Metazoa, Chordata, Leptocardii, Amphioxiformes, Branchiostomatidae.